AUGUCAAACACAGGGCCCGCCACCAAGAAGCAGAGAAUGGAUGUCAAGACCAUAGGCACUCAUAAUGGCACCUUCCAUUGCGAUGAAGCACUGGCGGUCUUUCUUCUACGUCAGACAACCACCUAUAAAGAUGCAAGCCUAAAACGCAGUAGGGACCCAGCUGUCCUCGAUGAUUGCGACAUAGUAGUUGACGUGGGAGCUAUAUAUGAUGAAAGCAAACAGCGUUUUGAUCAUCAUCAGCGUGGUUUUACGGAGGUGUUCGGUCAUGGCUUCAGCACCAAACUUUCAUCUGCAGGUCUUAUCUACAAGCAUUUUGGAAAGGAGAUUGUCGCAAGUGUGGCAGGGUUAGAUCCGAGUGACAGGAAAGUUGACACACUGUGGUUGAAGAUGUACAGGGAAUUUAUUGAGGCCCUGGAUGCAAUUGACAACGGGAUCUCGCAAUACUCCUCCCAAGAACAACCGAAAUAUCGCAAUCGGACUGAUCUAUCAAGUAGAGUUGGAUGGCUUAAUCCUCGCUGGAACGAGUCCUGCAGAACCCUGUUUUUGAAAGCUUCCCAGCUGACCGGGGAAGAGUUCCUUGGCAGGCUUGACUAUUAUACCAAUGCAUGGUUGCCUGCGCGUGACUUGGUAUUGGCUGGGCUCUCAUCACGCCAGAAUGUCGAUGCUAGUGGAAAGAUCAUACUCUUUGAGCAAUUUGCUCCAUGGAAGGAACAUUUGUUUGAACUCGAGGUUGAACGGGGUGUUUCCGGAGAUGAACUUCCUUUCUAUGUGAUAUACCCUGACGAGACUGGGGGAAACUGGCGUAUUCAGGCAGUCCCUGUCUCCCCUGAGAGCUUUGACAGUCGAAAGGCGCUUCCCGAUCAGUGGAGAGGGGUGCGUGAUGACGAGCUUUCAAAAAUAAGCGGUGUAGACGGAUGCAUAUUCGUGCAUGCAUCAGGGUUUAUUGGAGGGAAUAAGACGAAAGAAGGUGCUUUGAACCUAGCAAAAUUAGCACUUACGAUGUAAUCGGGGUCUCGCUUUCGGGGCAUCUUCAUCUCGGUAGCCCAGUGUUCAUGUGCCACGCAAGUUACCGUUAUACAGCGGGCAACUGAUAGACCGAAUGUCCUUGUUCUUGGGUGAAAACAGUGACAACCAUUCAGACCCGACCUACGUAAUCGGAGUUGCCGUAGGUGAUCAUUGCCUUUCUGUCCAUGUUAGAGUUACUUGCUGCAGACACGUUUUGAUCUACAGCCUACGCGAACCAAGGUGUGCGGUAUUUGAACUCAUUCGGCCGCGGUACUCGACCUCGUGUUU
This is a messenger RNA of Suillus paluster, 1293 nucleotides long. Its product is annotated as GAMM1 protein. The record is from RefSeq and is a predicted model, not a curated record. The transcript is spliced from 8 exons. Gene Ontology annotation, cellular component: nucleus; cytoplasm. Lineage: Eukaryota; Fungi; Basidiomycota; Agaricomycetes; Boletales; Suillaceae. The coding region runs from base 1 to 1005 and encodes 334 amino acids.